CCGCGCUCCAGCCCCCCCCCCCUCACCCAGAGCCUCCGCAGCCUGUCGCUGGGGGGGGGGAGGUGGAUUCCCGAGGCCGGGAAUGUGAAGGAGGAGCUGGAGGAGCUGCUGGAGCCUCCACGAUUGGUGAUCACGGAGCAGCCCAAGCAGCGUGGGAUGCGGUUCCGGUAUGAGUGUGAGGGCAGAUCCGCUGGGAGCAUCCUGGGGCAGAGCAGCACUGAGGCCAGCAAGACCCUGCCUGCCAUCGAGCUCCUGAACUGCGGAGCCAUCCCGGAGGUGACGGUGACCGCGUGCCUGGUGUGGAAGGAUUGGCCCCAUCGUGUGCACCCCCAUGGGCUGGUGGGCAAGGACUGCAGCAAUGGGCUCUGCCAGGUGGUGCUGAGGCCCCAGAGCAACCCCCGGCACAGCUUCAGCAACCUGGGCAUCCAGUGUGUGAAGAAGAAGGAGAUCGAAGCAGCCAUUGAGAGGAAGCUCCAGCUGGGAAUCGACCCCUUCAAAGCCGGAGCGCUCCGGAACCACCAGGAGGUGGACAUGAACGUGGUGCGGAUCUGCUUCCAGGCUUCCUACCGGGAUCCUGCGGGACACACGCGGCACAUGGGGCCCGUGCUCUCCGAGCCCAUCUUCGACAAGAAAUCCACCAACACAUCAGAGCUGCGGAUCUGCCGCAUGAACAAGGAGAGCGGCCCCUGCACGGGGGGGGAGGAGCUGUACCUGCUGUGUGACAAGGUCCAGAAAGAGGACAUCGCCGUCGUGUUCCGCACGGCCACGUGGGAGGCUCGGGCUGACUUCUCGCAGGCGGAUGUGCACCGGCAGGUGGCGAUCGUGCUGCGGACACCUCCGUACCGGGAGCUGCGGCUGCGGCGGCCGGUGGAGGUGGAGGUGGUUCUGCAGCGGCUGACGGACAGCGCCUGCAGCCGGGGGCUGCCCUUCACAUACCUGCCCCAUAGCGAUGGUAUAUAGGGGUAUAUAUGGGAU
Messenger RNA from Melopsittacus undulatus (budgerigar), 975 nucleotides. It is a transcript of the gene RELB, whose product is annotated as RELB proto-oncogene, NF-kB subunit. Gene Ontology annotation, biological process: response to cytokine; innate immune response; inflammatory response. The transcript has 6 exons. Lineage: Eukaryota; Metazoa; Chordata; Aves; Psittaciformes; Psittaculidae. Gene Ontology annotation, cellular component: cytoplasm. Gene Ontology annotation, molecular function: RNA polymerase II cis-regulatory region sequence-specific DNA binding; DNA-binding transcription factor activity, RNA polymerase II-specific. The record is from RefSeq and is a predicted model, not a curated record. Bases 157 to 960 code for a protein of 267 amino acids.